Messenger RNA from Histoplasma capsulatum G186AR, 1144 nucleotides. Its product is annotated as GATA transcription factor. The transcript is spliced from 2 exons. Gene Ontology annotation, molecular function: DNA-binding transcription factor activity, RNA polymerase II-specific; zinc ion binding; RNA polymerase II cis-regulatory region sequence-specific DNA binding. Lineage: Eukaryota; Fungi; Ascomycota; Eurotiomycetes; Onygenales; Ajellomycetaceae. The coding region runs from base 1 to 903 and encodes 300 amino acids. The record is from RefSeq and is a predicted model, not a curated record. Gene Ontology annotation, biological process: positive regulation of transcription by RNA polymerase II; negative regulation of transcription by RNA polymerase II.
AUGGCGACCACUAUGGCUGACCAGAAACGCUCUCAAUUCCAGCCCGUUUGUCAAAAUUGUGGUACUUCCACCACCCCCCUUUGGAGGAGAGACGAAUCCGGAUCGGUGCUGUGCAAUGCCUGUGGACUUUUCCUCAAACUCCACGGUCGACCUCGUCCGAUAAGCCUUAAAACUGAUGUGAUCAAAAGUCGAAAUCGCGUCAAAACCUCGGGACAGGGGCCAAAAAGAAAAACAAAUAUUGAUACCAAUGGCCUUGCUGGUUCGAGAUCCGAAGCCGGUACUCCCCCAUUAGGUUCCCAUGGCCACCAUCGUGGAUCACGAAAAGGUUCCGCAGGGCCCUCGGAUCGCUCUAAUUCUCCAGUGUCACGAACCAAUACCCCUGGGUUUCAACACCAUUCAAAUAUAGCACCUCAGCACAUGUUCGAUAGUGUUACCCUGUCAGACCACAGUUUCAAUCCGUCUACUGCUGUGCUCCCCUCCUUACAACUACAUAACCCUUCCAUCAGUUCAACAUCCUCCGCAAACGAUCGCCAUUUAGAAGCGCCACAAACCUACGAAGGCCUCCUUGCUGCAAACACUUCUCUGAAAACUCGUAUCAACGAGCUCGAGUUGAUCAAUGAAUUGUUUCGAGGAAGGGUUGCUGAAUUAGAACAAAGCGACGCGACCGCGAGAAGAUCAGAAAUGGUUGCUCGAGAUUCCGAGUCCCGUCUGAGCCAAUUGUUGGAAGAGACUCAAAAACGCGAGGACGGUCUGAAACGGAAAAUCGCCGAACUUGAACAGGCAUUAAUUGACCGAGAAUUGCUGCAAGGUCUCACCUCUGAACCUCAAGCGAAAAAAAUCCGCCUCACUGAUGUCGUCGACUAUAGUCCUGAUUCAGCCAGCAAAUCUCCACAAUCUCUUUAACAGAGAAGGAUAAAGUCCGUCAGGAUCAUUGCUCUCAACGCAUGAUGCGGCUAUUUAACACAUACCUUUCUUUUCCCAAACAAAAUACCUCCCCAGUUCCAAAUCCUUUAAUCCUGAUACCCUUUUACGACUUUCAUCGCAAAAAAGAUAUUUUCCGAGUUUUCAUCUUUCGACAAUUUAAUUUUCAUUCUAUAUACUGUAUUAUUACGUUUUAUUGCUUUUUAAUCUAUUUUUUUCUGAU